UCACCGACAUAAAAAAAACCAAAAAAAAAAAAGAAAAAUCAGAAUCGAAUUUUGCCCUCAGAACGAAACGCCUCGUCUCCCCUUCCAGGCGAUUAGGGUUUCGCCCAUCUUCCGGAGGCGCGCCUCGCCGCCGCCACCGCGGCGAUCCCGCUCCGUCCCCUGCAACCGACCUCCCGCUCGACCAGGGCCGUCAAGCCUUCAUCCACGCGCGAGCGGCGUCGCGUAGGCGGGGGGUCCGAGCGAGCGCUGAGCGAGGCGUCCGGAGGGGAUCGAUCCAUCCCGCUCUAGGGUUCGCGAGCGUCUCGCGUGUUUGCAUUCGCUGAAAGAUGGAGAUACAAACUUCAGGGAAGCCCAUUGAUCUGCUGAUGGAGAAGGUUCUUUGUAUGAACAUUAUGUCUUCUGAUUACUUCAAGGAGCUCUACAGGCUGAAGACCUAUCAUGAGGUCAUUGAUGAAAUAUACAAUCAAGUUGAUCAUGUGGAGCCUUGGAUGACUGGCAAUUGCAGGGGCCCCUCCACUGCAUUCUGUCUCCUCUACAAGUUCUUCACCAUGAAGCUUACUGUCAAACAGAUGCAUGGUUUGUUGAAGCAUCCUGAUUCCCCAUACAUUAGAGCUAUAGGGUUCUUGUAUCUUCGAUAUGUUGCAGAUCCGAAGAUCUUGUGGACGUGGUAUGAGCCCUACUUGAAGGAUGAUGAGGAAUUCUCCCCUGGAUCUAAUGGUCGCAUGACAACCAUGGGUGUUUAUGUGCGUGAUCUUAUACUUGGACAGAAACUUUGCCAACUAACUGGACAUUCUUGGCCAGUACUACUUCGAUAGUCUUCUUCCAAGAGUUCCUCUUCCAGUAAUUCGUCAAGUGACAUCCAAUCUUGAGAAGAUGAAGUUGCCCACUAAGCUUUCUGGGAUUACUGGAGAGUCUAAUCGUCAUGGAUCAGAAGAUACUGCCCGCCGGCCUCCUUCCGUGAAGGCUUCUCUGUCAGUUUCCUUUGGACAGCGUGCUCCGCAUCGUGCAUCCACACGGGAGUCAUCUCCAGUUCGGAGGACAGUCACCCAUGAUGGCCAUCGUAAAUCUUCCUCACCAUCUCGCCGUAGCGGAAGCCGCGAGGUUCCUGAUCGUGAUCGAUCAAGCCGUGACCGUUCUAGUCGUGACUAUGACCGUUCAAGCCAUGACCGUGAUCGUGACCAUUCCAGUCGUGACUAUGACCGUCCAAGCCAUGACCGUGACCGUGAUCGUGACCGUUCCAGUCGUGACUAUGACCGUUCAAGUCGUGACCGGGAUCAUGAUAGAGACAUCAGAGACUAUCAUCGGCGUGAUCGUGACAGCAGGGACCGUGACUAUAGGUCUAGGCAUUCAUCCGAAAGACAAGAUGACCGAAGGGACCGUGACCGUGAGGGUAGCAGGCACAGACGGUCCAGCUCUCGGCACAGAAGCAGAAGCCGCAGCCGCAGCCGCAGCCGCAGCAGAAGCAGGAGCCGCAGCAGAAAUGAGGAGAGAUCCAGUCCUUUUGGCAAUGCAGGCAAAGAAAAGACUGCUGCCAUCUCGAGCAACCUAGCAAAGCUCAAGGACUUGUAUGGUGAUGUAACUGAGAAGAAGGACGACGGUGAAGCCCCUCGCCGUGAUUCGUGCGCGGAGGAGGUUAUCAGGUUGGGUGGCCCGAGAUGGAGAUAGAAUUUGUGACUGUAACCCUGUUGUUCCUCAAAGAACCUGAUAUGUUGUCAGUACACCUUUUCUUUCAUCUGCCAGUUUCUCAAGAAACUUGUUAAUACUUGGCAUCUCAAAACACCUUACUAUAAUAUGUCAACAAUGGUAGUUUGUAUGGUAUGGAUGGAUGACAUUGAUACAUGUUGGUUCCCUAUGUUUUAGUAUUAUACCGAACUGUUACUUA
Messenger RNA from Oryza sativa Japonica Group (Japanese rice), 1882 nucleotides. Its product is annotated as pre-mRNA splicing factor SR-like 1. The record is from RefSeq and is a predicted model, not a curated record. Gene Ontology annotation, cellular component: precatalytic spliceosome. NCBI's taxonomy places the organism in Eukaryota, Viridiplantae, Streptophyta, Magnoliopsida, Poales, Poaceae.